GCAGCUCAGAGCAGUGGUUUAAUACACGUUGAUGACUUACGAACGAGUCCACGACAGGUAAAGCAGCUUACUCCACUUUGUGAAAGGUUCUUUGUUCAGCGAUCAUAUUGUACUAAACUGCAAAGUUUUUUAGAGAUUUUUCUUCAUGGCCUUAUAGAGCACUGUCAAGAUGUCACGUGUCGGAUCCAUAGACGAAUUACUCGUCCGUUUGCGGAAGUCUUCUGCAGAAGAAUCCGGAAUACACUCAGCGAUCCGGGCUGUAGCUAUGGCGAAAGACGAUGAAGGAACAACCGUAGAAGGAGUCUACACUACCGCUACACCUGAGGAAAAUAUUGGCGAGAAGAUGCUCCAUGAAAUUAUGGAUAAAACACACCUACCAGCUUACGUGAUUAUUCUGAUUGUGAUUGGGGUUUCAAUUCUGUCUCUAUGUGUUUGUUACUGCUGCAUCAAACGGUGGUGUCGCAAAAGGAAAAAGGACAGCAAGAAAGGACUGAAGGGGGUGGUUGAUCUAAAGGGCGUUCAAAUUUUGGGAAAUGCACACAAAGAAAAGGUACAGCCAGACAUGGAGGAACUUCCAACCAACAUGGAGGUUAAUGAAGGACAAGACGAAGAAAGUGCUAAGUCAGAGGUUAAACUAGGUCGUCUUCAGUAUAAGCUCGACUACGACUUCAGUACCAAUAAUCUGGCAGUAACAGUGAUCCAGGCCGAGGAUCUUCCUGGUAUGGACUUGUCUGGUACAUCGGAUCCGUAUGUCAAGAUUUAUCUGUUACCGGACAAAAAGAAAAAAUACGAGACCAAAGUUCACCGGAAGACAUUAAAUCCAGUUUUUAACGAAACCUUCAACUUUAAGAUCCCUUACUCUGAAAUAACCGCUAAAACAUUAGUAUUUGCUGUCUUUGAUUUUGAUCGAUUCUCGAAACACGACCAAAUAGGUGAGAUUAAACUCUCGUUGAGUUCGGUAGAUUUGGCUCAAACUAUUGAAGAGUGGAAAGAACUAACCAGUGUAGAAGGAGACCAGGGGCAGGAAAAUAAGCUAGGGGACAUAUGUUUCUCUCUACGCUAUGUGCCCACAGCUGGAAAACUAACAGUUGUUAUUCUCGAAGCCAAAAAUCUAAAGAAAAUGGACGUUGGUGGUUUGUCAGAUCCUUAUGUGAAGAUUAGUAUCCACCAAGGAAGUCGACGCUUGAAGAAAAAGAAAACGACAAUCAAGAAACGGACCCUUAACCCAUACUACAAUGAAUCUUUCACUUUCCAGGUCUCUUUUGAACAGAUUCAGAAAGUCCACCUAGUAGUAACAGUAGUGGAUUACGACCGUAUUGGAACUUCUGAACCAAUAGGAAAAGUUGUCCUGGGAUGUAACGCAACUGGGACUGAGCUACGUCAUUGGAUGGAUAUGUUGUCAUCUCCACGUCGUCCAAUUGCCCAAUGGCAUUCAUUGAAGGAGCCAGUGGAUGGAGGAGAAAAUUGAAAGUAAACGAUUACAAACAAAACAAGAGUUUGCCAUAUGGAAGAAGAUGAUGUUUGAAAGCAUAUAUAUAUAUAUAUGCAUGUAUGUAUGAUUUCUCUAUUCUACACUAUUGAAAUACGUGUGCAAAUAUGUAAUUCCAUAUAAAUUAUAACUAUUUUACUCGCUAAAUUGUGUAUAUGUGCCAAAUAUCGAUGCUGUAAAAACGCAUCUUUUGCAACAAUAUUUAUCAGUACACCCUUUGCAAGUUACACAAAGAAACUGUAGAUGCAUAAUGAUUAUUGAUUAUAACAUAAUUAGAGUUUAUGAUUGGAAUGCUUUAGUAGAUUUGACAACGAACUUUCCACGUAGUUCAUCACUCGACCAUCUUGUGAGACAAACGAGUAUUUAAAUCAGUUAUAAUUUCAGAAAGUAUAGAAUAUACACUAUCUACCAGAGGAGAACGCUUGACUUGAUCAAGAAAAGCGAGGACAUUUAUAAUUAGAAGUAACUAACUUCUGUUUCUGAAUAUUCAAUGAACUUGUUUGUUAUCCAGAAAAUAUCAAAGUUUUGUCUCUUAAGAUAUUUCAAAUUUUCAAAAAUGGUAUGAUAGACUAAAGCACUUGUAACGUUGUCCGAAAGUCACUUCUGACGUUGUACAUAUUUUACGUUCACUAUGACUGUGUCAUCCAAUAGGGAAGGCUAAAUUUAUAUGGUCGUUACAAUUGGAACAUUCAUAUCUAUCUAUAUAUAUAUAUAUAUUUCUACUGUACAAAUUAUGAUAUUUUGAUUGAUAGACUAAAAUUGAAUUAUACUUUAUAUUACAAAAAUAAAUACUGGAAUUACAGGGUUUAAUAUAUAACGAAUUUUACUGUAAGUGACUUAAAAGUGUUUUAUUUUUUUAAAUUGGUAACACUCUUUUAUUACUAAUAAAAUUUGUACUAAAACAUUAUAGUUAUCGUUAAAGUAGACUUAGUUGAUAAAUAAAAACGUAGAAGUGUACAACAUUAUAAUGAUAGUUAGGAAUAGAGUAUUGGUGAGAUGGAUUACAGUUCAGUAGUUGUUAUUUAAGUACGGAACAUAAAGCAGUAUUGAAAUAUUGCAUAAUUAGUAAUGUAACAUAGUAGUAUUUCAUAGAAGAUAAUUCAUAAAUUAAAACUAGCUGACAAAUUAUGUUUCUACUUAUAUCUCUAGUUCUGACAUAAUUUGGUAAAAUCUACUUUGUGAAGCCAUGGCGUUUCUGAAUCCAUAUGGUACGCUAAACUUAUAUUAAGAUACCAACUUACAUAUAUACUAAGAACGAUAUAUCAAUGUAGCUGUAUUACAUGAUGGUAACAAUUGUACAGAGAAGUUCAUUGAAUGCUUCCUUUGAUUGUUCAUUGAGAAGAUUAAGCAGCAAAAUACUUGAAUGGAAUAUAUUAAGAACGAUAUGUCAUUGUAGCUGUAUUACAUGAUGGUAACAAUUGUACAGAGAAGUUCAUUGAAUGCUUCCUUUGAUUGUUCAUUGAGAAGAUUAAGCAGCAAAAUACUUGAAUGGAAUAGUUACUAACUGUUGAGCUCCAACUGGCCUAAAGAGUACUGAUAUUGAGGUAAAUGUCUUGUUCCUAGUGGUCUACAAUAAACAAAAUUAUCAUUUCAAUACUGUGAAGUAUUUUUUUUCUUCUGAAAUUCCUUAUGAGAGUAUAAAACGUAUAAUGUUAACACAUAUUAGUAGACUUAUAGUAAUGUUCCAGUACACUUUUGUAGCCUAAAGGUUUUUUAAACACUUUUUAAUCUUCUCCAGAAACAAAGUUACCAUACUCGUAAUGACAGAUGUUUUAUUGUCUCAACAUAUGGUCUUAUUUCUACUUCUAUGGCCUCAUUCCUUUUUCUUAUGACCUUAUGCUCUUUCUCUUUAUAGUCACAUGCCUCUUAUUAUAUGGCCUUAUCUUCUCCUAUGUUAUAUGUUUAGUUUUAUGUUUUUUGUCACAUCAUUUUUUAUUUGUCUUAUACUCUUCAUCUGUGACCUUAUCGUCUUAUAUUGUAUUAUCUCCUUCGUCAAUGACCUAAAUUUCAUUAACUAUCGUUUUAUGCUUAUUGCUUUAUGUGGCAUUAUCAUUUUUAUGUUUGCUAUAUUUGUUAAUGACUUCAUCAUCGUUACUAGUCGUUUUACUCUUCUUCUGUGAUCUUUACUUGUUUAGUAUAUCUUAUGUUUCUGUCUUUUUUUCAUGAAUGUUUGUUUUCCUUUUCUUUAAAUCUUCCUUAGCAACUAUUUUUUACUCGUCUGUUUACACAAGAAAUAAAAACAAUUCACGAACAAUAUUUUUUAUUUGUCCAAAAUACGCAAAUUUUAAUAAUUACAAUUCAUAUCAAAGAUCUGAUACUCUUUUAGGGCAUAGUAAUAAUCGUCGUUAAUUUUUCCAAGGCUGCUUGUUUAGAAAGGAGUUAAUGCAAAGUUAAAGUUUGGAAAAGGGAGCUAAAAUGAAAGAAAUAUAACAACUUUGAUAGAGAUAACCGGUCCCAUUAAUGAAGAAGUAACUUACCUUACUGCAAAAUAGUUUAAGAGGUGACACUAAUUCUACAAAGUAGUUAAGAAUAUAUUACGUUUACCAAUAGAGUUAAAUAUACAGACUUUGUCAUAGAUGUGAUAACGUGACAUAUAUGAAUGCCAUACCCAUUUUAUUCAACAUGAAAUAAAAAAAAUUAGCGUAUUUUUGUACCUACCUUAUUUGUGUAGUCUUGAAUUUAAUGAACAGAUAUUUUCAUAUUGUUUGAAAGACUACAAUAUUUGAGGUUUUAUUGUUAUGGACGUUCACAAGUUCUCAAAAAUGUUUAAUUAUAUUAUAUGAUAUGUUCAGUUAAAGACUGAAGUGUUAAAAUAUUUGCUUUCCAACUUACUCCGCUUCUGAAACAAAAACGAUGAUUAAGGCGUUCUUAGUUGUUUUGAAAGAUCUUUGAUGUCUUAGAAAGAUAAUAUAUUUCGAAUCGUAUAUUCGUAAAUAAAGUUAUCUAAAAUGUUUAUAAGUCGUAUUUAGCAAACGUAUUUCACAACUACGUUAAAAAUAUUUCAUUUAAUGAGGGAUGUCUCAUAGAUGUUUGAAAAUCGAAAGAAACUCAUGACUUAGGUCUGAUUAAAGAACCCUCCUUCCUAUAAAAAUAACUCUAGAUAAAUGAAAAUGUCUUAUACUACUGAUAGACUAUAACUGUUAAUUUUAACCUAUUUCAUUAAAAGUGAUACUGUGCUACAAAAACAAUGUAUACCUUUUUAUGCGUACAGUUCAUGAGACAACAUCUAUGCUGCACGAACAUGUGGCACUAUGUUUUUUACUUUUGUGGUAAAGCUAGGGUUGAUAAAGUAAAAUUUACUUAUUUUAAGAAGUGUUAAUAUAAACAACUUACUUUGUGAAUAAUUUCGUUAACUCGUGAAAUGCUGAUGAAGUAAAUGCUGUUAAAACACUGAAUAUAAACCCAACUACGUGUAUAUAUAAAUGGGAUGAUUUUUAAAAUAUACAUGACAUAACGACCAUAAUUAAAGUGGCAAUCUGUGAAAAUGAAGUAUAAAGUUAAAAGGUCUAAAGUCGGUUUGGACCAUAGUGUGGAACAUUGUUGUUGUUGUUAUGACAGUUAUAAAUAUUAUAUUUUAAUUAAGAAAUGAUAAUAGUUAUCUAACGAUACUGCUGAGUUUAGAUUAUGUAAAUAGUCCUGUGUAUUGUAGAUUAUACAUUCUUUCAUUCAGCUACUAGUUAAUUGUUGAAAAUGUUGUUAUUCCUGGGUGUUAUAUUAACAGGUUACAUGUGUGAUCCACAAAGUGUACAAAGAUAGGCGUAUACUUGUGUACAAGAGUCAUACUAACAAAAACGAUAUUGUAUUUGCUGUAUCCGAUAUCAUGAUUGUAGCAAGAGUACGGUGUUAAUAUUGCUUGUUUUUUAAAGUAAAUACUGUCAAGAGUAGUGGUGAGAGACUUUACGUAAUUUUAAAGAUGAAUUGGCAAAUCAAAUGUAUUCGAAAAAUAUUGUCCACAUAAAUUGUCCAUUGAAGGAUGUAAAUUACUGGUAAGCUUUCAAGUGAGUUGGAGUUUGGAUCAUAUAUAUAUAUGUGAAGAAUUGUUUACGUGGUGACAGAUAUUUUGUAUUUUGAAGUUGCUUGAUGAUAUAUGAUGUGUUACGAUUUAUAAAGUUUCUCAGAUGUUACUUUCCUAGUCCAAUCUUUAAGAGAUGAACAUGAAUCCAAGUCCUUUUUGUGAUAAAAUUCAAACGAUACAUAUUAGUAUGAAUAUUUAAUUUAAAACAUUAUAACGGUUUUGCUUCAAAAUAAUUGUGAUAACACUAUCUUUCUAUCUAAUAGUACUUUAUUUGAAUUGUUACUAUCUCGAUAGAUAGUUUUUUUCCUCCGAAAACGGGAUAAGUUCGAUGUCUACAACUUUUCACGAAAUAUAUUUAUAAUAUGUUUGCAUUCCUUGCGGCUGCCAUAGGUUUUAUCUUGAUGAAUAAAUCUCUUGAAUAAAAGUACGAAAUUGAUUUGAAGAUUUACCUGCAACUUUCAAGAAUAGAGCUGUUUUAUCUUAGUACGAGACUCAUGAUGUUUAACUAGAUGAGCGAAUGAGAAAUGCUAUACGUACUGUUAAACAUAUUUAAUGCGAUAUUUGAAUUUCGAGUUUUCUUACCCUAUUUCAAUGUCAUUCCAAUUAGAUGAUUCAUUCUUUCGUUUUUCUUGUGAUAAUUAUGCCUACGGGAACAAACAUCCAUAUAAUUUUGAAAUUUUGAAACCCGCUGUUUCGGGUUUGAAUAUAUAGAAAAAAAAUAUUAAUCUUAAUUUGUUGAAAUAGCAAUUCUAGUUAUGAUCAAUUCUGGUAUGAUUGUAAGUUAUUUAUUUAUUAUAUGUAUAUUCUAUAGUUAAUCUAAUCUUAUACAGUAAGAUAAUCUUUUCUUAUAAUUUUGCUUACGUAUCGUUGAAUAAGAACUGAGUUUUAUUUCGAUCAUAAUUUAAGCAUUUUAUAAGUUGGUCAUUUGACUAUAUCAUGCACACAUUUCAUUCUUAAGUGAGAACUGAAAUCAUCAGUUUAAUGUGUAUAAUUUAUAAAGUAUUUGUUGGGCAGCAAAUUAUAUAUGUUUGAAAAUGUUCUUUUUGUGCAAGUAUGUUUUUCAACUUAAUAAUAUACAACUAAAUAUUUCUGAUGUUAUUGUCGCCUUUUACUAAUAAACCGACGUUGCGUGUGGUUUCAGUUGUAAUAAAAACAAGCAUAUUAAUCAAUAAGUAAAACAAUGCUUUCUGUGUAAAUUAAAUUAACAGUGCUAGAGCUUUCUUUAUCGCGAUUGCAUUUUAAAACAUAAGAUUUAAAAAAUAUAAAUGAUAGAUUUUGCUAUUAAUAUUACCUUACUAUAAACGCGUUCACUGCCUCAUUUAAAGUCGUACUAAGUUUGUAUAUAAUUAUAUUACUAAUUGUUAUCCGUGUUUGUGUAACGAUACAGACAAUAAAUAGUACUGUUACUGGCUAGCUGCCUUGAUUCAUAUAAAGCCAUGCUAAGUUUGUAAAUAAUUAUAUUACUAAUUGUUAUCCGUGUUUGUGUAACGAUACAGACAAUAAAUAGUACUGUUACUGGC
Messenger RNA from Limulus polyphemus (Atlantic horseshoe crab), 7024 nucleotides. Its product is annotated as synaptotagmin-1-like. The transcript has 10 exons. The record is from RefSeq and is a predicted model, not a curated record. Gene Ontology annotation, molecular function: calcium ion binding; clathrin binding; phosphatidylserine binding. Gene Ontology annotation, biological process: regulation of calcium ion-dependent exocytosis; synaptic vesicle endocytosis; calcium ion-regulated exocytosis of neurotransmitter. Bases 170 to 1468 code for a protein of 432 amino acids. Lineage: Eukaryota; Metazoa; Arthropoda; Merostomata; Xiphosura; Limulidae. Gene Ontology annotation, cellular component: axon; synaptic vesicle membrane; dense core granule.